Messenger RNA from Mitosporidium daphniae, 1269 nucleotides. RefSeq lists its product as uncharacterized. The transcript has a single exon. The record is from RefSeq and is a predicted model, not a curated record. Bases 1 to 1269 code for a protein of 422 amino acids. Lineage: Eukaryota; Fungi; Microsporidia.
AUGCCCUUGAAUUCAUUUGAAUUCGAUGCUCCAAAGUGGCAUGACUUUUCAAGGCCCUCAUUCAUUCAAAAGCAAAAAAUGUUGUUACAACUGCUAGAUGCAUCAUGCUCCAUAGUCUCGUCUGAUUCGUAUGCCUUUGAGGCCGAUUUUGCAGAAAUGUAUUCGGAAAGUAGCUCGUGGUUUGAGGUACCACACCCUGAGCAUGAGGAACUCGUAUCUGGAAUGGCUGAUUGCAAUUUAGACUCCAAAAAUUUGGUCCGCAUAAAAUUGGGGCCACCAUUGCGGAAGCUCCCUGUGGAUCGUAUCAGCAAUGAGCUCUCUUUUACUGAAGAUGUAUCCUUUGGAAGUGAGUCGCCUGUAUCGAUGCAUAAGACGACGUCUCUCAAUGAAAUUAUGUCUUCUCCAGCAUUCACGCCCAUAAGGCCAAAGAGGCUUCGAACAACGCAGGGGAUUUCUAUGUCAUCUCCAAUUUCGUCAGGCUCCUCGUCAGCCUCGAAAACAUUGUUUUAUUCUCCGAAAAACAUGCUUAAUUGGAUGUGCAAUAGAGAGCAUGAAUAUUCGUCUUCUUCGCGGUCACCAAGCACCUCGUCUUCCUUUCUAUCAGACUCUUUCUUUUCAGCAUCUCCGCAGCCUAAACUAAGCCCAAAGAGGACUCUUCGAGACGAAUAUUACGAUAAUGAGGGCGAUACCAGCGCUGAGCAUAUUUAUACAAAUGGUGAAACCCCCAUCACUCUAAACGACGAAAACGAAAUCGACAUGGCCCCUGUUUCUAAGCUCCUGCAGGCUUUUCUGGACAAAAGGCACCAGCAGCACCAGCAUACAACAACAUUCCCAUGUUCGGGUUCCGAAAAAUUGCCUACAAGCCCAUCGCCGUCGCCAAAUUUCAAAACAUUACAAACAAAUCCAUGCUCACCGCCAGAUAAAUUAGAGAACAUUUUCACACAUCCAGUUGAACAAGGCAAGGCAAAUAACAAGCAGGAAAAUGCACCUAUUCCUCAUGUCGAGCCUGUCCCUCCAAAACAAACACUCUGUUUUGCGUCUAUUCAGCAGCAACUUUUGAACAAAAAAAAUGAGGAUCCUUGCCAUUCAAACAGGCAAAAAAUAAACCCUCGGUGGAACCACGUCGGAGUGGCCUCAAUAGCCCAGCAAAAAGCACAUCCAGAAAAGACGCCAGACCAAAUGGAAGAACUACUGUCAAUAUUAGCAGAGCAUAACGCCAAAGUUCGCAACCCAUGUGCUGCCAUCAACAUUCGGAAUUUUUCUAGAUAA